UACUUGGCGCGAACCCUGAUCAGUCGAGUUGCGGCGGCCGUACCUGUCGCAACACAAUAAUGCAUCGUACCAUAACAAACUGAAACCGGUUGUCCUUUUUCGCAUCUUUCGUUGCUUCGCGUUCUCAUUUACCUUAACCUUGUUUCGUGCUUGCAUCGUGUGGCUUACAUAUUUUUUUUCUUUUUGACACACCACUUUCAGGUGAAUUCUUCAUCUUUCUUUGUCUGUUUCCCCAUCUCAUUCUUUGGUGUGUACAGAAGUGACCAGAAUGUCGCACGAUAAUUUGGGAUUUACCUCGAGUACAGAUACUUUGGAUACCAACAGAUGGUCGUCUUCUAGGAGCAAUCAAAAUGGUUACGAUCCAACCCACAACAAGUCCAAUAUCUACGUGUUGGAACUGGAGGAGAAGAAAAAGAGCGUGCAGGAGUACGAGGAGGAUUACAAUCCUUACGAGCACAGGAUGGUCGCCCAUCCAACCACGAGCUUCGAGACGUUGCUGCAUCUGCUUAAAGGCAGCUUAGGAACCGGAAUACUCGCGAUGCCAAGGGCUUUCUACCACGCUGGCUACGGUAUUGGCACGAUCGCGACCAUAAUCAUAGGUUUAUUCUGUACUUACUGUAUGCGGAUACUCGUCAGCUCCGAGUACGAGCUUUGCAAGAGGAAGAGGGUGGCUUCGUUGUCUUAUCCGGCUACGGCAGAGGCUGCGCUGGCCGUUGGUCCAUUGCCGUUCAGGCGAUUCUCAAGGGCGUCCGUUCACACGAUAAACCUAUUCCUUAUGGUAUAUCAAUUGGGAACUUGCUGCGUCUAUACAGUAUUCAUCGCAACGAAUUUGAAAAUGGCAUUGAAAACGUAUGUUUCAGAUAUCGAUCUCAGGCUGUACAUGCUAGCAAUCUUGCUGCCCCUGAUCUUGGUCAAUUGGAUCAGAAAUCUAAAAUUCUUGGCGCCGUGCUCCACGGUCGCUAAUUUCAUUACGUUCAUCGGUUUUGGCAUAAUACUGUACUAUAUAUUUAGGGAACCUUUAUCAUUUGAAAAUCGCGAUGUGAUCGGGAACGUUGAAAACUUUCCCCUUUACUUUGGCACCGUGCUGUUCGCUCUCGAGGCUAUUGGCGUGAUCAUGCCACUGGAGAACGAAAUGAAGAAGCCAAAGGUGUUCAUGAAGACUUUUGGCGUGUUGAACAUAGGGAUGGGCGUGAUAGUUGCCCUUUACACAGGGAUGGGUUUCUUCGGCUACAUUCGUUACGGCGGGGCCAUCGAGGGUAGCAUCACCUUCAGUUUGGGGGAACCGCUUGCUCUGGCCAAUGCUGUUCAAAUCUUGCUUGCCAUAGCCAUCUUUUUCACCCAUCCUAUCCAGUGCUACGUCGCGAUCGACAUCAUUUGGAACGAGUAUAUCGCCCCAAAUCUCGAGAAGAAUUCGCACAAAUUAUUGUGGGAAUACGUCGUGAGGACCAGCCUCGUCCUUCUCACGUUCCUGUUGGCCGUGGCGAUCCCCCAAUUGGACCUCUUCAUAUCGCUGUUCGGUGCCCUGUGUCUCUCCGGCCUGGGAUUGGCGUUCCCCGCGAUCAUCCAGAUCUGCACAUUUUGGACGGUGUGCGACAGAACGGAGAGGUCAAUAAUGGUCGCGAAGAACAUGUCUUUGGUACUUUUCGGGAUUCUCGGUCUGAUAGUUGGCACCUACACCAGCCUUCGUGACAUCAUCAAGACCUUCUCAUGAACCGUGCACCUUGAAGGUGGUGUACUGAAAGGGUCGAUGAGGGGAGGGUCGAUGCAGCGGUGUAGGACGACAAGAAAGGGAGGAGGAGCAAGGAGAAGAGAAAGGGAGA
This is a messenger RNA of Apis dorsata (giant honeybee), 1820 nucleotides long. Its product is annotated as proton-coupled amino acid transporter-like protein CG1139. Gene Ontology annotation, cellular component: vacuolar membrane. Gene Ontology annotation, biological process: amino acid transmembrane transport. The transcript has 8 exons. Gene Ontology annotation, molecular function: amino acid transmembrane transporter activity. The coding region runs from base 269 to 1711 and encodes 480 amino acids. The record is from RefSeq and is a predicted model, not a curated record. Lineage: Eukaryota; Metazoa; Arthropoda; Insecta; Hymenoptera; Apidae.